UCAAUAUAGCGACAAUUCAGGAUGAUAGCUUGCUUUACGCUAUUAACUCGGGGGACAAUCAAAGUUCCACAAAUGACAACAAAAGUGACAAAAGCACUCUGACCUUUGAUCCGCUUUUUAUUCUUCAUAAAGGUCUCGCUCGGACUGUAUCUCCAUUUCAAAUCUGUCAGGGGAUCCUGCAUGCUCAAUAUGCAUGCCCCCCUUACUUCAGAGAGCUUUAUAAAGCCCGCUUGGGUCAGUGGCAUAGUCAAAGCCGUUGCAGACAGGGACACAGGAACCUAAUUGCGGCACAACAGAAGUAAUUGGCUCUCUCUGCUUUGAUUUCCUUAGGGUCCUUACUAUGUGGAAAGUUGUGCUUCUGGCGCUAUGUCUGCUUGCAAAUGAAGUUCAGCCUAUGGACCAUCCAAUUUACGGCGUCAAGCUCUGCGGUCGGGAGUUCAUCCGAUCAGUCAUCUUCACUUGUGGCGGUUCACGAUGGAGACGCUCGCUCAGAACUUCAGCGGAAGACCUAUUGGACUCCCAUCAAGAGUCUUCGGAGGAAUUGAGUCACAAUCCUGUGAUGGAGACUAUACUCCACAGAAACAGAGAUCUUGAUUUCACAUCAAAUGAAAACCAUGACGGAAUCUUCAGCCGGCCAACUCGUUCUUUUAUCACCGAAGAGAUUCUUGAAGCCCUGAGGAAGGCGGAUCGCAAGGGCCGGGAAGUGGUUUUGGGUCUUUCCAAUGCGUGCUGCAAGUGGGGCUGCAGCAAGAGUGAAAUCAGUUCCCUUUGCUGAUUUGCAGAAUUUUGUUGUAUAUUAUUGAAAUUAAACACACACCUAUGU
Messenger RNA from Syngnathus typhle (broad-nosed pipefish), 823 nucleotides. It is a transcript of the gene rln3a, whose product is annotated as relaxin 3a. NCBI's taxonomy places the organism in Eukaryota, Metazoa, Chordata, Actinopteri, Syngnathiformes, Syngnathidae. The coding region runs from base 341 to 775 and encodes 144 amino acids. The transcript is spliced from 2 exons. Gene Ontology annotation, cellular component: extracellular region. The record is from RefSeq and is a predicted model, not a curated record. Gene Ontology annotation, molecular function: hormone activity.